AUGUAUACAGCACCGUCAAAUAAGCAUAUUGCGCUGUCCCCCACGCUCCCCUCCGCGCUCCCCUCCGCGCUCCCUUCCGUGCUCCCAUCCUCGCUCUCCUCCGCGCUCCCCUCAGCGAUCCCCUCCGCGCUCCCCUCCACGCUGCCCCUCCGCGCUCCCUUCCGCGAUCCCCUCACCGAUCCCCCUCCGCCCCUCCGCUCCGCGCUCCCCUCCGAUCCCCUCACCGAUCCCCUUCGCGCUCCCCUCCGCGCUCCCCUCCGCGCUCCCCUCCGCGCUCCCCUCCUCGCUCCCUUCCGCGCUCCCCUCAGCGAUCCCCUCCGCGCUUCCCUCCACGCUGCCCCUCCGCGCUCCCCUCCACGCUCCCCUCAGCGAUCCCCUCACCGAUCCCCUCCGUGCUCCCCUCCGCGCUCCCCUCCGCGCUCCCCUCAGCGCUCCCCUCAGCGAUCCCCUCCUCCCUUCCGCGCUCCCCUCGCUCUCCGCGCUCCCCCCUCCGCGCUCCCCUCAGCGCUCCCCUCAGCUUCCCUCCCGCUCCCCCACGCUCCCCUCCGUGCUCCCUCCGCGCUCCUCCCGCUCCCCUCAGCGAUCCCCUCCCGCUCCCUCCGCACUCCCCUCCGCUCCCCUCAGCGCUCCCUCAGCGCUCCCUCCGCGCUCCCCUCCGCGCUCCCCUCAGCGAUCCCCUCACCGAUCCCCUCCGCGCUCCCCUCCUCGCUCCCCUCAGCGCUCCCCUCAGCGCUCCCUCCGCUCACCCUCCGCGCUCCCCUCCGCUCCCCUCCACGCUCCCUCCACGCUCCCCUCCGUGCUCCCGCUCCCUUUCAGCGUCCCUCCGCGCUCCCCUCCGCGCUCCCUCAGCGCUCCCCUCCCCCUCCGCGCUCCCCCACGCUGCCCCUCCGUGCUCCCCUCAGCGCUCCCCUCAGCGAUCCCGUCCGCGCUCCCCUCCGCGCUCCCUCCCUCACCCCCUCCUCGCUCCCCUCCGCGCUCCCUCCGCCUCCCCUCAGCGCUCCCUCAGCUUUCCCUCCGCCUCCACGCUGCCCCUCCGUGCUCCCCUCCGCGCUCCCCUCCCUCCGCGCUCCCUCAGCGAUCCCCUCACCGAUCCCCGCACUCCGCGCUCCCCUCCCGAUCCUCCGCGCUCCCCUCCGCGCUCAGCGCUCCCCUCAUCCCCUCCGCCCCCUCAGCGAUCCCCUCCGCGCCCCUCCGCGCUCCCUCCGCGCUCCCUUCCGCGCUCCCCUCCUCGCUCCCUUCCGCGCUCCCCUCAGCAAUCCCCUCCGCGCUCCCCUCCACGCUGCCCCUCCGCGCUCCCCUCAGCGAUCCCCUCACCGAUCCCUCCGCGAUCCUCCUCGCUCCCCUCCCUCUCCUCCGCGCUCCCCUCAGCAAUCCCCUCCGCGCUCCCUCCACGCUCCCCUCCGUGCUCCCGCUCCCCUCAGCGAUCCCCCUCACCGAUCCCUUCCGCGCUCCCCUCCGCGCUCCCCUCAGCGCUCCCCACCGAUCCCUUCCCUUCCACGCCCCUCCGCGCUCCCCUCAGCGCUCCCCUCAGCUUUCCCUCCGCGCUCCCUCCACGCCCCUCCCCCCUCCGCGCUCCCCUCUCCGCUCCCCUCCGCGCUCCCCUCCGCGCUCCCCUCCGCGCUCCCCUCCGCGCUCCCCUCAGCUUUCCCUCCGCGCUCCCCUCCACGCUGCCCCUCCGUGCUCCCCUCCGCGCUCCCCUCAGCUCCCCUCCGCGCUCCCCUCAGCGAUCCCGUCACCGAUCCCUUCCGCACUCCCCUCCUCGCUCCUCUCAGCGCUCCCUCUCCCUCCGCUCCCCUCCGCGCUCCCCCUCAGCUCCCCUUCCCCUCCGCGCUCCCCUCCGCUCCCCUCCCCGCGCUGCCCCUCCGUGCUCCCUUCCGCGCUCCCCUCCCUUUCCCCUCCGCGCUCCCCUCCACGCUGCCCCUCCGCUCUCCCCUCCGCGCUCCCCUCACCGAUCCCCUCCUCGCUCCCCUCAGCGAUCCCCUCACCGAUCCCUUCCGCGCUCCCCCCCUCGCUCCCCUCAGCGAUCUCCUCACGAUCCCCUCCGCGCUCCCCUCCUCGCUCCCCUCCGCGCUCCCUCAGCUUUCCCCUCCGAUCCCCUCCACGCUGCCCCUCCGUGCUCCCCUCUGCGCUCCCCUCCGUCAGCGAUCCCCUCCCUUCCGUGCUCCCCUCCCUCAGCGAUCCCCUCCGCGCUCCCCUCAGCUCCCCUCAGCGCUCCCCUCCACCCUCCGAUCCCUCCGCGCUCCCUCAGCUUUCCCCUCCGCGCCCCCUCCAGCUCCCCUCCGUGCUCCCCUCCGUGCUCCCUCACCGAUCCCGCGCUCCCCUCUCCCCUCAGCGAUCCCCUCACCGAUCCCCUCUGCGCUCCCCUCCGUGCUCCCCUCCGUGCUCCCCUCCGCGCUCCCCUCAGCGCUCCCCUCAGCGAUCCCCUCCACGCUCCCCUCCGUGCCCCACCGUGCUCCCCUCCUCGCUCCCCUCCGCUCCCCUCAGCGAUCCCGUCACCGAUCCCUUCCGCACUCACCCUCCUCGCUCCCCUCAGCGAUCCCCUCACCGAUCCCCUCCGCGCUCCCCUCAGCGAUCCCCUCACCGAUCCCCUCCGCGCUCCCCUCCGCGCUCCCUUCCGCGCUCCCCUCCUCGCUCCCUUCCGCGCUCCCCUCAGCGAUCCCCUCCGCGCUCCCCUCCACGCUGCCCCUCCGCGCUCCCCUCAGCGAUCCCCUCAGCGAUCCCCUCCGCGCUCCCCUCCGCGCUCCCCUCAGCGCUCCCCUCACCGAUCCCUUCCGCGCUCCCCUCCGCGCUCCCCUCAGCGCUCCCCUCAGCUUUCCCCUCCGCGCUCCCCUCCACGCUGCCCCUCCGUGCUCCCCUCCCCUCACCGAUCCCCUCCGCUGCCCCUCCGCGCUCCCUCAGCGAUCCCCUCACCGAUCCCUUCCGCACUCCCCUCCUCGCUCCCCUCAGCGAUCCCCUCCGCGCUCCCCUCAGCGCUCCCCUCAGCUUUCCCGCGCUCCCCUCCACGCUGCCCCUCCGUGCUCCCCUCUGUGCUCCCCUCCGCGCUCCCCUCCGCGCUCCCCUCAGCGAUCCCGUCACCGAUCCCUUCCGCACUCCCCUCCUCGCUCCCCUCAGCACUCUCCUCAGCGAUCCCCUCCGCGCUCCCCUCAGUGCUCCCCUCAGCGAUCCCCUCAGUGCUCCCCUCCGCGCUCCCCUCCGCGCUCCCCUCAGCGAUCCCGUCACCGAUCCCCUCUGCGCUCCCCUCCUCGCUCCCCUCAGCGAUCCCCUCAGCGAUCCCCUCCGCGCUCCCCUCCGUGCUCCCCUCAGCGAUCCCCUCAGUGCUCCCCUCCGCGCUCCCUCCGCGCUCCCCUCCGCUCCCUCCCCCUCAGCGAUCCCGUCACCCGAUCCCCUCUGCGCUCCCCUCCUCGCUCCCCUCAGCGCUCUCCUCAGCGAUCCCCUCCGCGCUCCCCUCCGCGCUCCCCUCAGCGAUCCCCUCACCGAUCCCCUCCGCGCUCCCCUCCGCGCUCCCCUCCGCGCUCCCCUCAGCGAUCCCCUCACCGAUCCCUUCCGCACUCCCCUCCUCGCUCCCCUCAGCGCUCUCCUCAGCGAUCCCCUCCGCGCUCCCCUCAGCGCUCCCCUCAGCUUUCCCCUCCGCGCUCCCCUCCAGCUGCCCCUCCGUGCUCCCCUCCGUGCUCCCCUCCGCACUCCCCUCAGCGAUCCCGUCACCGAUCCCUUCCGCACUCCCCUCCUCGCUCCCCUCCGCGCUCCCCUCCGCGCUCCCCUCAGCGAUCCCGUCACCGAUCCCUUCCGCACUCCCCUCCUCGCUCCCCUCAGCACUCUCCUCAGCGAUCCCCUCCGCGCUCCCCUCAGUGCUCCCCUCAGCGAUCCCCUCCGCGCUCCCCUCCGCGCUCCCCUCCACGCUCCCCUCCAUGCUCCCCUCCGCUCGCCACUGGACAAUUCUGA
Messenger RNA from Oncorhynchus masou masou (cherry salmon), 3939 nucleotides. RefSeq names its product proline-rich protein 36-like. The record is from RefSeq and is a predicted model, not a curated record. NCBI's taxonomy places the organism in Eukaryota, Metazoa, Chordata, Actinopteri, Salmoniformes, Salmonidae.